GAUGAGGAUGGGUCUGAUGGAAUGGAAGUGAAUGCGAAUGAAGUUUUAGAAGAAGAAGGUAGAGCAGCUGCUUUGGCUAGGAAAGAAGAUGCUAGAGAACAAGAGAUGUUGAAGAAACAUGAAUUAGAGAAAAAGAAACGGUUGGGUAGGAUUAGAGGUAUGGAAUCGAAAUUGAAAUGAUUCAUCAAAUCAUUCAUUAUCUUUUUUUCUUUGAUUUAUAUAUAUAUAUUGAUGGAUCUAUUUAAAUAUAGAUUGUAUUACUUUUUUAUUAUUUUCUUGAGACACUUUUUUCAGAAAAUUUGUAUUGCGUUUCUUUUUUUCUGUUUUGUCUGUUUUCUUUAGAUUUGAUUUAUACAUUACUUUAGAGGUAUUGAUAUAUACAUACAUACAUCUCAUUUAUCAUUAGAAUAAAUAUGUGGUUUUUUCUGUUGGUUUAUGGUUUUUUGAUUUGGUUUAGAAAUUUAAGAAGAGAAGAUGAAAGUGUCUGUUGCUGGGUUUUGAGAUAUAUAUAUGUUUUAUAGUUUAAUAUUUUGCAUUUGAUGAAUGGUUACAGUUAUGU
Melampsora larici-populina 98AG31 is the source of this 559-nucleotide messenger RNA. RefSeq lists its product as uncharacterized. The record is from RefSeq and is a predicted model, not a curated record. The coding region runs from base 22 to 180 and encodes 52 amino acids. Lineage: Eukaryota; Fungi; Basidiomycota; Pucciniomycetes; Pucciniales; Melampsoraceae. The transcript has 2 exons.